UUUUCAGCACCUGGCAUGCCUGGAUGUCCCUGCUGUGGCAUGGCGGGCCAAAGGCUCCUCUUCUUCACUGCUGUUGCCCUGGAGCUCCUGGGAGGGGCUGGGGGUUCCCAGCAGCCCCUCCGGAACCGGGGGGCUGCAGCAGCCUGUCGCCUAGACAACAAGGAAAGCGAGUCCUGGGGGGCUCUGCUGAGUGGGGAGAGGCUGGACACCUGGAUCUGCUCCCUCCUGGGCUCACUCAUGGUGGGACUCAGCGGGGUCUUCCCGCUGCUCGUCAUUCCCCUGGAGAUGGGGGCCACACUGCGCUCAGAAGCUGGGGCCCAGCGCCUGAAGCAGCUGCUCAGCUUUGCCCUGGGGGGACUCUUGGGCAAUGUGUUUCUCCACCUGCUGCCUGAGGCCUGGGCCUACACGUGCAGCUCCAGCCUUGGUGGUGAGAGGCAGAGCCUGCAGCAGCAACAGCAACUGGGGCUGUGGAUCAUUGCUGGCUUCCUGACUUUCCUGGCUUUGGAGAAGAUGUUCCUGGACAGAAAGGAGCAGGAGAGGACCAACCAGGCCCCCAGCAAAGACCCUGCUGCUGCUGCCGCGCUCAAUGGAGGCCUCUAUCUGGCCCAGCCGGCUGCAGAGCCUGGCCUGAGCUCCGUGGUCCGGAGCAUCAAAGUCAGUGGCUAUCUCAACCUGCUGGCCAACACCAUAGACAACUUCACUCAUGGGCUGGCUGUGGCCGCCAGCUUCCUUGUGAGCAAGAAGAUCGGGCUCCUGACCACCAUGGCCAUCCUCCUGCAUGAGAUCCCCCAUGAGGUGGGCGACUUUGCCAUCCUGCUCCGGGCCGGCUUUGACCGAUGGAGCGCAGCCAAGCUGCAGCUCUCUACGGCACUGGGGGGCCUGCUGGGCGCCUGCUUCGCCAUCUGUACACAGUCCCCCAAGGGAGUAGAGGAGACUGUGGCCUGGAUCCUGCCUUUCACCUCUGGUGGCUUUCUCUACAUCGCCCUGGUGAACGUGCUACCCGACCUCUUGGAGGAAGAUGACCCAUGGCACUCCCUGCAGCAAGUGCUUCUGCUCUGCGCGGGGAUCCUGGUGAUGGUGCUGUUCUCGCUCUUCGUGGAGUAACCAUCCCUGACACCCCACCCCUCACAACAAGACUUGGAUUUACUCUGUGACCAUGUGUGAAGGCAGAGAGGGCGAGUGUCAGAGCCAGCAGGCCUCCGACUAGACAAGAGGAUGGUGUGUGUGUGUGUGUGUGUGUGUGGUGUGCACGUGUGGACAGAGGUGUGUGAGACCAACACAAGUGUGUGAGACCGACACUGUGAUCCCUCAUGCACUGGGCCCAGGACCCAGUGCCCACGCCCAUCCCUAGCCACACUGUGGUCCUCCCUCCUUGCCACCCUGUCAUCUUGCACCUCCCAGAGAGAGCAGUGAGGAAACCAGCACUGGUCCCAAACUGAGGCCUCUCCCCACCAGGACCCCAAGGGGAGUGAAGGGCAGCCCAAGGAGCCCUCGGCUGCAGGGAACCCCAAAGCUGUCUCCUACUGGGGCCUCACAGGUCCCUGGCUGAGAGUAAACCCCUCUGCUCAUGCACCCAGCCCUGGGCAGCCUAGCAGCCAAGGUGGAGGUGACUUCUCUUUGCUGCAUCCAUGGUCCUGGCUCCUCUGCCAGCUCUAAGGCCAAAGAAAGGAAAGGCAGGUGCUCUUGCAGCCCCCAGCCCCACUCAGCACUGACAGCCCUACCCCUCCCAGCAUGAAACUGGGAGAUGCUUUCUAAGAUUUGGGCCAGCUCCUGUCCCCCAGCAAAUGCUCCCUGGCAGCACCAGCAGCUCUUGCCACCUCUAGCUGCCAAACAGCAGCCUGCAGGGCAGCCAGCAGCCCUGGGCAAGAGAGGCCUCCCAAGCCAGCUCAGGAUUGCUCAUGCCAGCACAGGGGCCAGGCAGAUAUUCUGGGGGCAGAAAGAGAGUGGUUCAUGGCUGCCCCUCCCUGCUCCGGCCCCUUUUACUGUCCCAGUAGGGCUGAGGUGGGGGUGGUGAGCACUCCAUGUUGUCAGCACUCAGGAAUGUGCUCUGGGAGAAUGCUGAAGCCAUAAUCCCCAGCUAUUUCCCUUGGCUGACGCCCAGGUACUCAGCUGGCCCACUCCACAGCCAGGCCCCAGCCCUGCUGAUCGACCGCGGACUUGCUCAGAAGUGGCCAUCAAGAGGGUCUGAAUAGUUUUACAGCAGUUUUGCUGAUUCCGUUUGUAUCUGUAAAUACCUAUUCUAUAUAUAAGAUGCAAAUAAAUAUUAUACACAAA
Messenger RNA from Miniopterus natalensis, 2274 nucleotides. Lineage: Eukaryota; Metazoa; Chordata; Mammalia; Chiroptera; Miniopteridae. The record is from RefSeq and is a predicted model, not a curated record.